ACAGGCUCUCAGGACACUUCAGCAGAGUGCAGGGGUUAUGUAUGAGGUUUCUUUUAUUACAAACGCUGAUCAUUAGCAGCAAGUAGUAGAAACUCGAGUUAUCUUUUAAACCAACGCUUCUAGAUCUGUCUUUUUGAUAUGGAUGACAGUCAGAGUCUUCAUCUGGUGAACAAGGAUUCAAACAGAAACAGAGUAACAGAAAUGACUAAAGAAGAUGUUCAGGAGCCAGCCUCUGAAGGUGAUACAUUGCUAAACGGACAAAGGAGUGUGUCCUUAGACUUGGAGAGACCAGUUGUUCACCAGGUGGCCUCUGCUCCCAUGCCUGCGGACAGUGAGUUUUCUUUCUUUGACCCCAAUGAUCCAAAGUGCCAGGAGAUCUUGUUUGACCCAGACACCACUAUCUCUGAACUAUUUGCUGUUUUACGACAAUGGGUACCACAAGUUCAGCAGAACAUCAGUGUUAUUGGCAAUGAGAUUCUGAAAAGAGGCUGCCAAGUAAAUGACCGUGAUGGCCUAACAGAUAUGACUCUUCUCCAUUAUACCUGCAAAGCUGGAGCUCCAGGUAUUGGUGAUGCUGGGACUGCUGCCUCCUUUGCAUCCCAGCUGAUUUCCAUGGGUGCUGAUCCUAACCUGCGCAGCCGAUGGACCAACAUGAAUGCUUUACACUAUGCAGCAUAUUUUGAUGUACCAGAGCUGAUCUGUGUAGUCCUGAAAAGUUCACGAACAGGGGAGGUUAAUGCCACUUGCAGUGAUUUUGAUUUUGGCACAGCCCUUCAUAUUUCUGCUUCCAACCUGUGUUUAUCAGCAGUAAAGUGCCUGCUGGAACAUGGAGCAAAUCCUGCCUUCAGAAAUGAUCGGGGCUUGAUUGCAGCAGAUGUGGUUCCAGAUCCAUUGGAAAUGCCUUUGGACAUGGCUGAAGCAGCUGCCCUUGCCAAGGAGCUACGCAAAGUGCUUUUGGAUGCCCUGCCUCUGUCCUGUGAUAUCAGCAAAACAAUUUUGCCUAAUUAUGACUACAUCUCAGGAAAAACCCUUCUUCGGUCUCUGGGAAUAAAUUUAGGGGACAGAGUAAUCAUUGCUGGACAAAAGGUUGGAACUUUACGCUUUUGUGGAGCUACAGAAUUUGCCGGUGGACAGUGGGCUGGGGUAGAAUUAGAUGAGCCAGAAGGCAAAAACAAUGGUGCUGUUGGUGGUAUUCGUUACUUUAGAUGCCCACCAAACCAUGGUAUAUUUGCCCCAUUGUCGAAGAUUACCAGGGUAUCAGAUCGUAAGGAAACUUUAAUGAAGUGCUCCACUCCUAAAGGUUCAAUGCCUGUCCGAGUACCGAAGAUUGACUUGUCUCAUGUUACUUCCAAAGUAAACUCUGGUGUUUCCAAAAAGCAGAUGAGCAAAAAGGUACCAACUUCCACUGAACUGGCAGAUGACAACCAGUCGUUGACCCAAGCAGGCUCAGCAUCAAUCCCCUUCUCAAGCUGCUCUUCAUCCUCAACAUCAUCUCUGGAUGUUAAAGUUCCAAUGAAUAGCAAACAAAAACAGACAAAUCCACGACUUCAGAAUGUUUCUCGUACUAGGAGGUCUAUGCCAGCAUUACUUCGUUCCACAGGAGGACAGAGGAUCUUCUCUAUGGGUAGUGUCCUGUCUGAAGAGUCAAACAUUCAGGUUGGAGACAGAGUUCUGGUUGCAGGGCAAAGAAUAGGUGUUGUUCGAUUUCAUGGAAAAACAAGCUUUGCUCCAGGAUUCUGGUAUGGAGUGGAAUUAGAUAAACCCAGUGGAAAGAAUGAUGGCUCAGUGGGAACAGUGCGCUAUUUCAAUUGCCCACCUAAACAUGGUGUCUUUGCUCCACCAUCCAGAGUGCAGAGGGUUCAUGGCUCCCUGGAUUCUCUUACAGAUAUCUCCUCCAGACUCAGUCAUUCCUUCCCUGGUAUGAGACGGAGUUACAGCACAUCAUCAGGUAUUUCCUCACAGCGGGAACUGACCAAGAGGACUGCUGUUAGCAGCUUGGAUCUGGUGUCCAGGUCUCGACCUGCUGUCCUGUUUCGGAGUUGGAGCACCACCAGUACCAGUGGUAGUUUGUCUCAAACCCCAGAUAGAGGGGUGAAACUGCAUCAAGGAAUGCAAAUUCUGCUUCUCAGCUCUAAUGAAAUGGCUACCAUACGCUACAUUGGUCCAACUGAUUUUGCUCCAGGUUUGUGGCUGGGACUAGAAUUACGCUCGCCAAAGGGUAAAAAUGAUGGCUCAGUGGGUGAUCGACGUUAUUUCAGUUGUCGGCCAAAUUAUGGAGUGUUGGUACGACCAAGUCGCAUUGCUUAUAGAGGAAUCAAUGGAGCCAAGCUAGUAGAUGACUGCAACUGAACGUCCUGAACUUGCUGAAGUCAUCGGCGUCAGAGGUACAAGCUGAGUAUGGGAUAAUGGGGAAAGUGAACUGCCAGGUUUCAUGGGUGACAUUUUACGGUUCUACUUUUCACUGUAUUUUUGUUACUUUUAUAGAUCCCCACUUCAUAAAAUUAUUUUACUGAGUUGAGCUUCAUUUUUCCUUUAAACAUUUAUUUUUCUAUGUAGUAUCUUUCCAUUCUUAUAAAGCAGAAGCUAGGUAAUAUAGUUUUAACAUAUUUAAGCAAGUGUUAACAAUUAGUGGUACAGAGUAAAUUGACAGUGCAAAGUUAAUGUAAAUGCUUCUCAAGAUUCAAACACAGUACAUUAUAUUCUUAGUCUUCCUGAAUCAUCAUUCUUGUCUUGUUUUAUUAUUAUAGUGUUACAGCUGUUUUGAUGUUUUAAAUUUGAAAUUUUCAAUCUUCUGUUUUAACAUUUUUUAUUUUUGUAUGCUAUUUAUUGAGUCAGUGUUU
Polypterus senegalus (gray bichir) is the source of this 2840-nucleotide messenger RNA. Its product is annotated as CAP-Gly domain-containing linker protein 4-like. Gene Ontology annotation, cellular component: nucleus; microtubule plus-end; cytoplasm. Gene Ontology annotation, molecular function: microtubule plus-end binding. Gene Ontology annotation, biological process: cytoplasmic microtubule organization. The transcript has 17 exons. NCBI's taxonomy places the organism in Eukaryota, Metazoa, Chordata, Cladistia, Polypteriformes, Polypteridae. The record is from RefSeq and is a predicted model, not a curated record. Bases 139 to 2349 code for a protein of 736 amino acids.